UCCUCAGCCAAUAUGAUAUAAUUCCCUCGCAGCUCUGUUGCUCAAACUAGCUGCCAUCAAGUAGAAUACCKCUUCUGUCGCUUAAAACGGGACAGGUGCAGCGACCAGGAUGACUUCCAACGAAUACCAUAUAAUGGCAACAUCACCCCGUGAGCUUACUCAGAACCCGCUGAAGAAAAUAUGGAUGCCAUGGAAAAACGGGCUCUUUGUACACAUUUUACAAAGAAGGGUAUGUAUGACCAACUGUCCCACCCUCAUUGUGACGGUGGGCCUCCCAGCGAGAGGGAAGACCUACAUCUCCAAGAAGCUGACCCGCUAUCUCAACUGGAUUGGUGUGCCAACCAAAGAGUUCAAUGUGGGUCAGUACAGGAGGGAGUGUGUGAAGAUCUACAAGUCUUUUGAGUUUUUCAAUCCAGACAAUGAAGAGGGGCUGAAGAUCAGGAGGCAGUGUGCACUGACGGCGCUGAAUGAUGUGUGCCAGUACCUGACUGUGGAGGGGGGCCAGGUGGCGGUGUUUGAUGCCACUAACACCACCAGGGAGAGGAGAGGGACCAUCACCAGGUUUGCAGAGCAGAAGGGAUUUAAGGUGUUCUUUGUGGAGUCUGUGUGUGAAGACCCUGAUGUCAUUGCGGAGAACAUAGCGCAAGUGAAGCUGGGUAGUCCUGACUACAUAGACUGUAAUACAGAGGAGGUCAUCGAGGACUUCAUGAAGAGAAUCAAGUGCUACGAGAACGCUUACCAGCCACUGGAUGAUGUUCUAGACAGGGAUCUGUCCUACAUUAAGAUCAUGGACGUGGGCCGGAGAUACCUGGUGAACAGGGUGCAGGACCACAUCCAGAGCCGCAUUGUCUACUACCUAAUGAACAUCCACAUCACACCACGCUCCAUCUACCUGUGUCGCCAUGGAGAGAGUGACCUCAACGUCAAAGGAUGCAUCGGAGGAGACUCAGGCCUGUCUGGCAGGGGCAAGGAGUUUGCAAAGUGUCUGGGGAAGUUUAUCCAGGAGCAGAACAUUAAGAAUUUGAAGGUGUGGACCAGCCAGAUGAAGAGAACCAUUCAGACAGCUGAGGCCGUGGCUGUGCCCUACGAGCAGUGGAAUGCUCUCAACGAGAUCGAUGCUGGUGUGUGUGAAGAGAUGAUGUAUGAGGAGAUCCAGGUACAUUUCCCUGUGGAGUUUUCACUUAGAGACCAGGACAAAUACCGCUACCGCUACCCUAAAGGAGAGUCCUAUGAGGACCUGGUGCAGCGGUUGGAGCCAGUCAUCAUGGAGCUGGAGAGGCAGGAGAACGUCCUGGUCAUCUGUCACCAGGCUGUCAUGCGCUGCCUGCUCGCUUACUUCCUGGAUAAGAGUGCAGAGGAGCUGCCUUACCUGAAGUGCCCUUUGCACACUGUAUUGAAGCUGACCCCUGUGGCGUAUGGAUGUAAAGUAGAGUCUGUCUGGUUGAAUGUGGAAGCUGUGAACACCCACAGGGACAGGCCGGAGAAUGUAGACAUUUCACGGAUGCCGGAAGAAGCCCUGUUCACAGUCCCCGCCCACCAGUGAUGAGUGACAGCGCACAAAGUUUAGAUUSAAUCAGUUCUUCCUUAACCUGCGAUAACUGACAACUGCAUAGCAGUUGCAUUGCUUUUAUUCAUGGAAUGUCGGAGGUGUAACUGCGUUAGAGCUGUCAAAUCAGGAUACCUAUUGCGGACAUUUCCAUUUUAUGUGCCGAGUCGCAUUAGUAAUAAUCCCAUGCAGCCUUGUUACAAGUUCGAACACUGGAAUGUGUUGUAAUAUACACCUCGAUUAGGCUGAUAUGAAUCCUCAUUAUUUAGGUUAAUGAUGUUCAAUUUGAGUAUCAUUAUUUCUAUAUAGCCUAGACUUUCUCGUUCUGAACUUCUAACGUGAGUGGGACGGGUGUGGCUUCCUGACAAUAACCGCACGAGCAGCCGCUCAGAUUAGACAGCUCUAAAGCAGUUCCACCUCCAGCACCUCCUAAACACCAGCUAUGCGGGUGUUGGCUACCGCUGGUUAAUGUUGAUCUGAUUGAAUCCAGGYCCUAGACUCCAAAGUGACAUCACUCACCAUGGCUACUUCAUCUACUCAAUCAGAAAUCAAUGCAAAUUGCCAAUACCGACGCGUAAUCCCUGCCCCGGUUUCGGKAAAAAGCUGAGGGAUGGGCUGGAGAAAUUUAGAUGCAUGGGCUGACCAUCCAUGAUAUCAACAUUGAGUUUUAACCAUGUUUUGAGGCUAUAUAGUGUUUGUUUACUUUGUUUACAA
Salvelinus sp. IW2-2015 is the source of this 2260-nucleotide messenger RNA. RefSeq names its product 6-phosphofructo-2-kinase/fructose-2,6-bisphosphatase 4. Gene Ontology annotation, molecular function: ATP binding; 6-phosphofructo-2-kinase activity; fructose-2,6-bisphosphate 2-phosphatase activity. Gene Ontology annotation, cellular component: cytosol. Gene Ontology annotation, biological process: fructose 2,6-bisphosphate metabolic process; fructose metabolic process. The record is from RefSeq and is a predicted model, not a curated record. NCBI's taxonomy places the organism in Eukaryota, Metazoa, Chordata, Actinopteri, Salmoniformes, Salmonidae.